AUGACCGUGAGCGCGGCCGUGUUUGCGCUUGGGAGCUUCCACCUAGAGCUCCAGAAAGCCCUGGAGAGGGAGCUUCCUGAAAUUGGGCAUAUCCCACGUUGUCCUAAGCCUACCACCCACGCCUUCCUACCCCAUUCCAGCCCCACUCCCAGGGUAGGAGCUUGUAGCUCCUCCGACGCCGCCUCUGCAGCAGAGAGCAGGCCCAAGUCCCUCCGCUUCAGACCUGGGAGCGGUCAGGCAUCCUGGGGCGUGGUCCGGGGCUGGUGGUCUCCCAGCCUUGGAGCUGGGCGGUGUCUGCCAUGCAUCGCCGAGGAAGAUGGGGUGCCCAUUGCAAAGGGGCGCGCUGGGGCGCGGGGCCGGGUGGUCACGUGUUCCCCCUCCCCGCCACUGCUGCGGGAGUUCCAAUCAGCGCGCCCCAGGGAGCUCCUCCCGGGCAGGAACCACCCGGCUCGGCUGCGGAGGGUUGGCCGGCGUCCCCGCCGAGUAAGGGGCGGUGGUAGCGGCUGCUUGGUUACAAAUGGCCCCUCCGGUCCGGCUGGCCUGCUCGCUCGAGCUCGGGGCGGACCCGCCCAGGCCUGCUCUUCCAGGCGGCUCCCUGAGCCUCAUCGCCUUGCCCGGGGCAGCCCGCUGUCCCGGCCACUCCUGAAGGCUCGCCAGGCACCUAGCACUGAGUUUUGCCUGCGGAGGUUGCGACCGAAGUCUGGACCGCCUCGGCGUGGGGUUCGCCUUCCCGGCAGGUGUUCUUUUGAUACAGUGGAUAGUGACUCUGCUCUUCUGCCUGAGAGUGGUUCAAAAUCCAUGACAGCAUCUUUCUGGUACCUCAAUUAUGAAAACCUGGUGGGAUUUCUGGAGCUAAUACUCAGAAGGCAACAGUCACAUUACACUGCCUUAUGUGAUUAUGUGAUCUGUGUUAGGAGGAGACCUAAUUCAAUGAAAACGACUCAUGACACAGGAAAGUGAGGUAACAGUGUCACUAUGUGGUUCUGUAUCUUUCAUCCUGAGAGCACCCUGAAAAGGCAGAAAGGUUUGUCCGUGUUGUUUUGAUUUGGCCAAUGAAAUAUGAGAAGACAUAAUGUGUGUCAUUUCAAGCAGAGACUUUAAGAUCCAUAAGAGGUUCUGUCAUGUUCCCUACCUCUUUCUAUGUGAGAAGCAGUUUCUGAGACAGGACCAUUUCUUCAACUGACGUACCAAAUCAAACAAGAGGGGAGGCAGAGCUGUGGACAACUCCUACCAAUGCAAAUGAACAAUAAACCUUUGCUGUUGUAAGCUGCCUGUGUCGCUGCUGACUUGGGGUCCUUUGUUACUGCAGCAUCAUAUAGAGUAUACUGACUAUAGGGUUACCCAACAAAUACAUAACAGAGCUGCUUUAUGUCUUAGUGCUGAUUCUCUGACCUGAUUUUUUCCUACAACAUACCACACUGAACAAACCAUAUUUCAGCUAUCAUGAGGUACAGAGAGAAUGACAUCUACCACUUGAGCAGAGAGGACAGGGCUUUUCAUAUUUUCAGUUAGUUUGUAUUCCAAAACCAAUUAGAAAGGAUUUAGUGAUUACUUACUCCAUGGAUCAUUUGUACUGUAGAAAUAAUUAAGAGUACAAUUCCUCAAGCAAAGCCUAGCCCAGUGGUUUAGACUUUCCAUAAACUUGUCUUUCAUAUUCUGCAGAAGGCAUGUCUCAUCUUAUGCAGCACCAAACAUACUGUUGUGUUUAAAAUCAAAGAUAAAAAAUAAAUAAAACAAAAACUCCUGAAAUUUAGAAGGCAUCAAACAAAAAAAUAAGACAGAAUGACAGAAAGGCAGAAAGGCAAAUGAAAAAAUCCCAUUCCAGACGUUGCACAUGAUUGUAAAUAUCAAUUAGGCAUACAAAUUUACUUCAUUAUUUCUAGUUAACAGGUUUUCAAAUAAGCUAAGAACAUUCUGGUGAUGUCUUUACUUAACAUUGUAAUUUCACAAACUGCCAAGAAUAACGAACUCCACCAGGGUAAAUGAAGAUAUGCUUGGAUUUUCUUAAUUGCCACCUUGCUAAAGCUGCAAGCUCAUUGUUUAGUUGUGGGACAAAUGGUUCUCAGCACUGUCAGGCAGGCGCAGGGGACACUGGGUUGCUACACAACCUACCCAUCUCAUUACUGUGUUACUGGCAGCCAUGGCUGAGAAAGGAAACAAAACUUGUUUCAGAAGAGGAGUUGCAAGGGCCUGCGUGGCAGCUACUAACAGAAUGAGGAGCUCUCCUCACUGUUAGAAUGUUUGCUUUCCCGGCACCUGCUCAUCCUCUCUGGGAGAAAGGGCUUGAGGGUAAAGAUCUACUCUACACUGGACCACUAACUCAGCACCCAGUGCAGUGCUUGGAACAAGAUGUGUUCUCAGGAAAUAUGUGGGUGGAUAAAGGGAUGCAUGAAUAAAGGAACACCUCUGUCCUACCCAUACCUCUCAGCCCCUUCCUAUUACUCCCCACUUGUUAGAAGACAGACAUCAUGUUCUCCUUUGACCCUUUGAGGCUAGGUCCCUCCCCUCUACACCUUCAUUCCCUCUCUUGCACUCAAUGCCCUGUCCCACCAGUUCUGAACUCUUCUAAGGCACAAGCCUGCAGCUGAGUCAACUUUUCAUAUUUCUUAGUGUUUCACAAAGCACAUUAUUCUUAGCAGGUGUUCUAUAUAUUUUAAUUCAAAAAAUAAUGUUUUAUAUUCUUAAUGUAUUGUGUCUCAGAAUAUUUCCUCCUUAGAAGGGAAAUGGGAUGAGAAUUAAAAAUGAUGAAUACUUAGCAAAUUGCUGAAGGAGACUUCAGAUACAAACAUAGGGGAAAUAAUUCUUAGAAUCUGACCUCAGAAAUAAAUGGUUUCAACUCCUGGAUGGCAGACUGGCUUUAUGUAUGGUAAGCAUUCUCAGUGGGAGUGAUGUUGUUACCAGGAGGGUGGAAAUUGGUUCAUGGGGGAGGAGUGAACAAAUUCUUAGGUAUUCAAAGGGCCAUGGUACAUAAAGAGAAACACAGUAUAUCUGUGGUACUAACAUUUCAUGGGGAGGGGUGGUGAUUAGAAAAAAAUAUCUAAAUAGACUCCUCGGGGACAGAGAGAUGAUAAUGUAGAAAAGGCUGGGAAACACUUGGUUAUGAGGCUAUUUUCCCAGCCCAAGAAAAGAAGGGUAUCUAUGAUAUUGCAUCUUUAUUUAUAUAUUUCUGCAUAGAGUAGAGGGAUAAAAUAGACAAGAUGGAUGAUUUUGCUAACAGGGUUUUUUUGAGAAUCUUAUACUUUACUUUGAUUUUCAGAUUUUACUUUCUCAGCAAAUUAAACAUGAGAUAAUUCUAUUGGUACCCAUGUUUAAAAAAAUGCUCUGGUUAUUAAAAUCCCAAAGUCUGAGAAUCACUAUGUUGAAUAAUGAGCAACUGAAUCCAUAUGUAAAAUUAGCCCUGUCAAAUGUUAAACGAAGUGACUAGUCUUAAGAGCACAGGAGACAGAUGCUUCAGUCCCAGCAGGAACUUGGGAAAGAGGUGACUUUUCUGUAAGAUCCAGUGCAGUGGUUGAGUGAAUCAGGUUCGUAGUAACUGAUCAGUGUCCGGGCAGUUUUCUUGAUGCCUUAUGUCCACCUACACUCCACGCCAUGCUCUCUCCUCCAGCAUUUCAGUGUGUUAUAUUGUAUUCUGUUUAUUUUAUAUAUUACUGCAAAUUUUGCACUAUUUAGUGUGCUUGUAUUUGUAAUUUAUGUACAUGGUGGUGUUAUCUGUUUUAUUAUAUUCUCUGUUUUUAAGCUCUGGGUUGUUCUGAGGAUUUCUCUGCUGCGUUGUCUUCCCAGGUGUGCACCUAUCAUGGUUUACUCACCACUCUUCUCGAAAUGGACACCCAGGUUGUCUCCAGCUCCGCAGUACCCCAAAUAUCUUGGCAGUAUAUCUUGCCACCCAGGCAUGUCACCUUAAGGACCUGGGUCAGAGUUCCCUGGGUUGUGUCCCAGAGAAGGACUUUCUUGCUUGAUCCUGGAGAUUCAAGAACCAUUUUGAAAAAUCUUUGCACCUCAGUUGUCAUAAUAUGAGAUUUCUGCUGCUUAAUAAUGUUUUAUAUUUCUGAGAUAUUCUACUUGAUAUUGAUAUAUUUUUAUACACUAUUGAAUUCAGUUAAUGUGUCUUUAUACCUGUGUUCAUAAAUGAAAUGUGUUACAAUUUUUAUAAAUUUUUCCUGACUUUCAUCUUUUAUCUAUUUAUGGAGUUAAGAAUACACUAGAUCCACAAAGUGAGCUAGUUAGAUUUUGCUCCCCACUUUUUAUUGUUUUUUUUUCUUAAACAACUUACAUAAGUUAGAAAUCAACGUUUCCUGAAAGUAUAGUGAAGGAGGGAUUUCAGAUGCAAGGGGAGGGGAAGUACUUCUUAGAACCUUUACUGCAUAAAUAAGUGAUUUCAAGUUCUGGUUCACAGACUGGUUCACAUCUAGUUCUGGGAUCAUUUUAGAAGAUAAUCUUUGUCUACCACUUAAAAAUAAUUAUUGGACUAUUCAAGACAUCUCGCACCAAUUUUCUCAGAAUUUAUCCAUUGCGAUUAUUUUUACAAAAGCAAUAGCAUAUAGUUAUUGAUAAUCUUUUGUAUUUUUAUGACAGCUAUAUCUAUGAUUUUUUGCACUGUAUAUUUCUUAAUGGUUUUUAGGAAAAAUUCACUUGCUUUGAAGGAUAUUUGGAGAAUACUUAGAGACCUAAAAAUAGACCUGCCAUUCGAUCCUAUAAUUCCUUUACUAGGUUUAUACCCAGAAGACCAAAAGUCACAAUAUAACAAAGACAUCUGUACCAGCAUGUUUAUUGCAGCCCAAUUCAUAAUUGCUAAGUCAUGGAAGAAGCCCAAGUGCCCAUCGACCCACGAAUGGACUAGCAAAUUGUGGUACAUGAAUACCAUGGAAUACUAUGCAGCCUUAAAGAAAGAUGGAGACUUUACCUCUUU
Nycticebus coucang (slow loris) is the source of this 4906-nucleotide messenger RNA. RefSeq lists its product as uncharacterized. The transcript has 8 exons. The coding region runs from base 1 to 960 and encodes 319 amino acids. The record is from RefSeq and is a predicted model, not a curated record. Lineage: Eukaryota; Metazoa; Chordata; Mammalia; Primates; Lorisidae.